CACCCUCCCCAAUUCUUCCAGUCAUUCUCUCAUCCCCACUCCUCUCACCUCAUAACCUCAUAUCUCAGGAGUGCAGCACCCUUACCACCUCUCUCUGUCUCCCUAUCCACUGCAGGAUUUUUCUCUCCCAUCAGUUUUAAUUUUUAAAGCCCAGGACUACACCUCCAGCCUUUUCCUCAUCUUCUUCCUCUUGAUCUUCUCAUUUCGAUUUUUUUGUUUUUUGUCCAGCCACUUCUUGUCUGGACGCAGGCUUUAGGAGAGGAGAGAGAGAUAGAGAGAGAAGAAGAAGUAGGGUCAGCAUGCUGGAGGCCGGGCCGAGGAAGGUGCCGAGAUGGCCGCAGUGGAGGCAGCUGCUCCCCGCAGCCUCCCUGUGGCUGCUGCUGCUGCUGCCGCUCCUGCUGCUUGGGCCGGCGGGCUGUGAGGCCAAGCGUCCGCCCAAGAUCCCCCGCUGCCCCGCUACCUGCUCCUGCACCAAGGACAGCGCUUUCUGCGUGGACACCAAGGCCAUCCCCAAGAGUUUCCCCCCGGGGAUCAUCUCCCUGACGAUGGUAAAUGCUGCCUUCAGUACGAUUCCAGAGGGAGCAUUCUCUCACUUGCACCUGCUCCAGUUCCUAUUAUUGAACUCAAACACAUUUUCUUUGAUUGCUGAUGAUGCCUUUGCUGGUCUAUCACAUUUGCAAUAUCUGUUCAUUGAAAAUAAUGACAUCCAGUCGCUUUCAAAGCAUACAUUCAGAGGACUAAAAUCCCUAACGCAUUUAUCUCUGUCCAAUAAUAAUCUACAGGGUCUUCCUCGGGAACUCUUCAAGUAUCUUGAUAUCCUCACAGACUUAGACCUGCGUGGUAACGCGUUCCGCUGCGACUGUAAGAUCAAAUGGCUGGUGGACUGGAUGGAGAAAACCAACACAUCUGUGCCAGCCAUCUACUGCGCCAGCCCCUUUGAGUUUCAGGGCCGUCGCAUCCAUGACCUCACCCCACGGGACUUCAACUGCAUCAGCGCAGACUUUGCUGUGUACGAGACUUUCCCCUUCCAGUCCCUGUCUGUAGAGUCAUAUGAGUUUGGUGGAGACCAGUAUGUGGUGUUUGCUCAGCCCAACACUGGAAUUUGCACAGUAUUCAUGUGGGACCAUGUGGAGAUGGUUUUCAGGAAGACACACAACAUUACAUCUCGGUCAGCGGUCUACUGCAAGCCUGUGGUUAUCAACAACACACUCUACAUGGUGGUAGCCCAGCUUUUUGGAGGAUCCCACAUAUACAAAUGGGAGGAAGGCCCUCUAAGAUUUGUGAAGAUCCAAGAUAUUGACACAACCCGUGUGCGUAAGCCUAACUUUGUGGAGACCUUCCAGAUAGAGGGGGAUUGGUACUUCGCUGUGGUGGACAGCUCCAAGGCAGGCUCGACCAGCAUCUACCGCUGGAACAGCAACGGCUUUUACUCCCAUCAGUCCUUGCACCCGUGGCACCGUGACACCCACGUGGAGUUCCUGGAGGUGGAGGGCAAGCCGCGGCUCAUCCUCUCUAGCGCCUCGCAGCCCCCAGUGGUCUAUCAGUGGAAUCGCAGCCAGCGUCAGUUCGCCUUCUACUCGCAGAUCGCCGACACGGCCGACGUGCAGAUGGUCAAGCACUUCUGGAUACGCAAGGUGCUCUACCUGUGCCUCACGCGCUUCAUCGGAGACUCCAAGAUCCUGCGCUGGGAGGGCCAGCGCUUCGUGGAGAUCCAGACACUGCCGUCGCGUGGCUCCAUGGCAGUCUACCCGUUCAGCGUGGGUUUGAGGCAGUACCUCCUGCUGGGCAGCGACUACUCCUUCUCUCGGGUGUACCUGUGGGACGACCUCACUCAGCGUUACCAACCCUUCCAGGAGCUCAACUUGCUCGCCCCUCGGGCCUUCAGCCUCAUCAAUGUGGACAACAAGGACAUCCUACUUGCCGCUAGCUUCAAGGGAAAGACCCUGGCUUACCAACACCUAGUGGUGGACCUGAGUGCAAAAUAAUGUGUUGCUUUAAAUUAGCUGCUGCUUGUGUAUAAGCAAAACUUCAUGAAUGGCAGAGUUUUUUUUUUUUAAAUGUGGAUUCCCAAAGAAACAUGGGUCUUUAUUUCAUAAUGUGGAAUUUUUAGUUGUAGGUAAAUGAUAGCAAUGAAUGAAGGCCACAAACAUUGACAACUUAAAAAUAAUCUGUCCUCCAAAAUGUAACAAUCUAAACCUGAAAUUGAAACCUCUAAAGUUCAUGUUUCUAUGAGUGGUAGGAAAAUAUACGUAUAGAGGAUAUUCUCUUGUUCCUCUACACUUUGAUCAGCUGUAUAAUGUUGUGGUGAGCAAAGAUUAUAAAUGUAGCUUAGAUCUAUGGUUUUUCAUCUAAAUGAAAUGGUCCAAUUUGGGCAUUUUGCUUUGCAUUUUUGAAAGAUACCAUUUAAUACAUUUCACCCAAGUAUAGGCUUCUGUAUGUUUGGAAGUACAUCUGUCAUGAUUUUCAACCGAACUUUGAAAACUAACAUUUUAAUAGAUAUAGAUGACAUUUUAACAGUGACUAAUUAAAAAUGCACCUGAAUGUCCUGCUCAGGUGUGUAGGAACAAAGUUAGAGGUGUACCUUACAGAUUUGUAGUCCUUCAGACUGCCCAAGCUCACAAACUUUCAAACUUGAAUACACAAACAUGUAACAUGGUAAUAUGGUUACCUUCACACAAUGCUGUAUAAUUACUUAACAUACGUUUGAAAGUCUGAAAGCAACGUCAGUGUCAGGAAUUCCUCUACUUGGGGGAUAAAGGACACAUUGGAAUGCUCAUUGUUUUCUGUUGUGGCUCUUGCCAACUAUUUAUACUUAUUUUAAAAGCAUGUAGCUAGAUGCAGUGCUAUCAUGGUGACAUGACUGUUACAGGAGAGACAGUGAGGUCAUUUUUACUAACAUUCAUUUACCAAGUGCUCAAAUGACCAAAUAUAUAAGGGUCUAGUUUGGAUUAUGCCUAACAUGUAAUGAAAAUAUUUCAUCAAUAUACUGUGAUCUGCAUGCAUGGCUUAAAUGAUAUAUGCUGUCAGAAUACAAUUUUGAAAGACCCAUUUGAUCUGAAGGAAAUUACUUUAUUGUACCAUUACACAUUUCUUUGGUUUCCACACUUACACAAAAUAAGUAACAAGCAAUAUGUCUUUAAAAGUCUAAAGACAAAUGUGUAUUAUUUGUUUUGCUCUUUGUUCUUUGAGGUGGUUAGUAGUUUGGCAUUAGUACAGUUUAUUGGCUGUAUGUUGCUAUGAUAGAGCACUCUCACUAAGCAUUUUAGUGUAUGUGAGUGAAUGUUUAGUAUGGAAAUGUUUGCAGUUUUUUCUGUCUGGGAUGAAGACUGUUUUUAGAAUAUUUUUGGUGAAGAGUAUUUUCAGACUAUUUUUGAUGCCAGUUAAUGUAGUGAAACUAUUUGUGGCUUAAUGUGGUUUCUUUGCAUAGAAUAACACAUUAAUCUUAAUUCCACUUUGAACAAACACAUUUGCCUUCAUUGUGCAUCUCCUCAUCAUGAGGCAUGUUUUUGCCUUAAAAAGCACUGUGCUUCAUGAAAGUCUUGGGUAAACCAGAAUCUUAGUAUAGAUUUGUUGUGACAGUUGCCAAAUAUAUUUGCUUGAAAAACACAUUAGGCUACCAAUGAGCAUAUCCAGUAGUUCCACCGCACUACUGAGAACAGUCCAGUGCUUCUCAUGUGCAAGAAAAGGAAAUACUGGAGCACAGACGUUCAAAAUGCUCGUUAAAUAAAAAAGUUGGGUAACACUUUACUUGAAGGUAUCUACAUGAGAGUGACAUGACACUGUCAUGACACAUGACCCCUAACCUUUA
This is a messenger RNA of Alosa sapidissima (American shad), 3808 nucleotides long. RefSeq names its product leucine-rich repeat LGI family, member 3 (gene lgi3). Bases 300 to 1985 code for a protein of 561 amino acids. Gene Ontology annotation, biological process: regulation of exocytosis. The transcript is spliced from 9 exons. Gene Ontology annotation, molecular function: protein binding. Gene Ontology annotation, cellular component: synaptic vesicle. NCBI's taxonomy places the organism in Eukaryota, Metazoa, Chordata, Actinopteri, Clupeiformes, Clupeidae. The record is from RefSeq and is a predicted model, not a curated record.